Dentiscutata erythropus is the source of this 1602-nucleotide messenger RNA. Lineage: Eukaryota; Fungi; Glomeromycota; Glomeromycetes; Diversisporales; Gigasporaceae. The record is from the annotation of a GenBank genome assembly.
CCUAUUGUAGCUUAUCAUUUAGUAGAAAAACCUCAAAUUUAUAAAAAUAAAAAAGGAGAAAUGAUUACAAUUAAUGAAGGAAAUUAUAAUAGUAGUAGCAAACAAAUAGAACAUGCCAAUUUAAUUGGGUCUAUUGCAAAAAUCACAUCUACACUUAUUGAAUAUAAUAUAGUUCUUGGAGUUGCUGUAGAUAGAGAUUUAAAUAGUAAUAAAACAUUAGCAGAACAACCAAUUGUAUCAAAAAUUUUUGCAGAUUUAAAACACAAAGCAACAACUAUAAGAAAAAAAAUAGCUGUAUAUGCUGCUUGUAUUCGUGCUAGUGAUAAUAAUUAUCCACUAAUUACAGAUAAAGACUUGCACCAAAUGCAUUAUGAUAUUGUACCAGUGUUGAAGCGAAAUAUGCUGGAAGGAAUUACUCAAUUAGCUCCUCAGCAAAGUUUAAUUACAAAAAUGCAUACUAGUCAAAAUGAAUCUGUAAAUAGAAUAAAGUUAAAUUAUACAGACAAAAAACAAGAUUAUCCAAAAUCUUAUAGAACUCGCCAUGCAUUAGCAGUAAUUCACAAUAAUAAUAGUUUUUUGGAAAUGUUGCAAAUUUUGCAGCAAGUAGGAGAAAUUUUGAGUUGUGGUUCAUUUCCAAAAAGAUUCCCAGAACAAGGUUUUUGUAAAUUGUGUGGAUUUUAUUGGAAUUAUGAAUUAAUAAAUACAAAAUUUCAUUCUACAAAAGAAAAAUUACCAAUACAAUCUUUAUUAAAUAUGAUUGAAGUAGUUUUGUUAGAAGUUUUUAAUUUUCAACAUUAUAAAGAAUUGCAGUAUGAAAGUAUAGAAAGCUUUAUGUUAGGUAAAGAUACAUUAACUAUUAUACCAACAGAAGGUGGUAAAACUUUAAUUUUUUUUGUGGCUAGUGUGUUGUUUUGUGGAUUGAUGAUAAUAUUUACUCUAUUAAAAUCUCUAAUGAGAUGCCAAUUGAAAGAGCUAAUUGAUAUAGGAAUACCUUCAGCGUAUCUUUUUGUUGCUACAGACCAACCUCCUGAUAUACAAGAAAAAAUUUUUUCGGAAAUUGCUUUAGGAUAUACUAAAAUUUUGUGGAUUACACCAGAAAAGUUUAUUCAAAAUCUAAAGUUUUGUCAAAUGUUAAAAAAAAUAGCUGAAACACGUAAAAUUCAGUUUGUUAUAGAUGAAGCCCACUAUAUAAUAGAAUAUACAUAUUUUAGACUAGCCUGGAAUCAACUAUCCAAGUUAAAAGAUGAAUUUACCUUGGCACCAAUUUUUCUGUUAACUGCAACUUGUAGUGAAUUUAUAGCCAACCAAUUAAUUAUAAAUCUUAAAUGUCCUAAUUUGAAUAUAAUUCGCAGUAAACAAAUUCAUAGACCAGAAUUAAAUCUUCAAGUGCAACCUAAACCUAUAAAAAAAGAUAAGCUAUUGGAAGCAAUAUUUAAAAUUAUAAAUGAGAUCACUUCUAAACAAAUAAUUAUCUAUUGUGCAAUGCCAGAUAAAUGCAUAGAUAUAGUUACAGCUCUUAAAGAACAAUAUAAUUUAGAUUUAAUUGCAACUUACCAUGGAAAAAUGUCUAGUAAUGAGCAAAAAAAAGCUUUAACAAGUUGA